Molecule: messenger RNA, 1140 nt
Organism: Debaryomyces hansenii CBS767
Lineage: Eukaryota; Fungi; Ascomycota; Pichiomycetes; Serinales; Debaryomycetaceae
Product: origin recognition complex subunit 6
Exons: 1
Coding region: 1-1140 (379 amino acids)
Biological process (GO): DNA replication
Cellular component (GO): nuclear origin of replication recognition complex
Molecular function (GO): DNA binding
Source: RefSeq, a predicted model, not a curated record
AUGAGUACGUCCCAGUUGAAGCUAUCGCUCAAGGAUGUCAUACCGACACACCCAGAGCCGUACCCACCGCAAUUAAUAUCGUUCGCAGAUUACUUGUACCUGUUGAGCUUGCAGAAGAACCCGGUACUACCUAAUCGAGCAGAGAUCGCUAGAUGCCAUUUCUGUGCAUAUUUGGCAGCAGAGAAAUACCAGCGGUCGUUGAAGCUACCAGAGCCGUCUGUGAGGAAGAUACCCGUGCAGCCCAAGCUAAUUGAUAAGUUCUUGGACGAUUUUCGGGUUACGUUGUUGAAUCAGGAGAGAUCGGCCAGUGCUAGUCCCACCACUAGUCCAACAAAGAGACGAACACAGCGAACGCUGAAUUUCACCACGCCUACGUCGUCACCAUCGAAAAUAACGAAGCUAUCGCCCAUGAAGCACACCACCCCCAAGAUCAGCUCUCCGUUGAAGAAGUUGCAGGCGUUGCGAGAUCAGGAGCUCAAGCAGGCUGGCCCCGACUCGACACCCGCAUCGCUGGACAUCAACGACGAAGAAUCGAUAUUUAACCAGAAAGAGGCGUCGGAGGCUUCUGAAUCGGUUCCCAAUACUCCAUCCACACCCACCACAAAGUACGUUAAGCGACAGAUCACCAUCGCCGACUUCAUCUCGUUUGCCAAUAAUUUCUUCAUUCCCGCGUCGAUCACCCCCAAGAUGGUCGAGUCGUUUGUCUCACACAAGCACAAGUUCACCAAGAAAAACGAAUGGCUCCUAGCCUGUGGCAUGAUUAAUGCAGCGUAUGUGCGGAUCAACCACCAGUUGCUCCAAAAAACCAUCGGGGCCAAAUCUCAAUUCCAGAACCAGCUCUUCCAGUACCAAAAGGGCGGUCUCAUGCGGUGGAACAUGCUCUUGUGGUGCAAUAUAAUCGAAGACGCCAUUAAGGAUGAACCAUGGAUAUCGGAGAUAGAGCAGAACUAUAUAUUUGGUAAGUCUCCGCUACACGAAGACAUAGAGAAGCGAGAAAUUGAUGCAAAAUUAGGACCAGGUUGGGAAUUAUUCGAGCGUUUCGGCUCAAUGUCCCACCCAAAUGUCCAGUUUGAUUCCGACCCGCAGAACCUCUACCAUCAUACAUGGACAAACAACAUCAUCUCACAAUUGGAUAGUUAG